This is a messenger RNA of Gilbertella persicaria, 933 nucleotides long. RefSeq lists its product as uncharacterized. The transcript is spliced from 2 exons. The record is from RefSeq and is a predicted model, not a curated record. The coding region runs from base 25 to 927 and encodes 300 amino acids. NCBI's taxonomy places the organism in Eukaryota, Fungi, Mucoromycota, Mucoromycetes, Mucorales, Choanephoraceae.
UUUUUAAGCUUGUGUUUGUACCACAUGUCAAACAAUCAUUUGAUUAUUUUCAUUACUGGCGCCACAGUAGGUCUUGGUCGAUUAGCUGCCAAAAAGUGUCUUCAAUUGGGCCAUACGGUCAUUAUCACCGGUCGUUCAGAGGAAAAACUAAAGGACGCUAAACAAUGGAUUCUGAAAGACUUGCAACCUGAACAUGAAAAAAACUUACAUGGUGUUGUGAUGGAUUUGUUGGAUACUCCCUCUAUGAAAAAAGCCGUUGAAACAGUAGGUUCGCUUGUGCCUUCGAUUGAUGUGAUUGUCCAUAAUGCAGGUGGUACUCGUCGUGAGUUUUCACAAAUACAAAAGAUUGAAAGCACAGUCUAUAUGAAUGCUGUUGCACCUCUUUAUCUGAACCAGUUAUUGCUGCCUUUGAUUGAAAAGUCUCAACAUCCCUCCAAGCGUAUCAUCUUUAUUGCCUCUCAGAUCCAUAAUCCUGAAAUCAAUGGUGGUGGAGGUGGUGAGUCACGCAAAAUCCCAAAAGAUGUUCAUAUCGACGAUUUAGCGGGUGACAAAAAGUCGUGGGAUUCAAUGAAGUAUUACAAAAUGUCGAAAUUGGCCGUGAUUUGGGGAGCCUUUGCAUUGGCUGAAAGAUAUCCUUCAAUCAAGAUUGUGGCUAUUUGCCCCGGAUUUGUGCCUACUACAGAACUUGCUCGUAACUCAAGCUAUGUCCUCAGGGUAGCCAUGAAAUAUGCCAUCUCCAAAUUCAAUUUUGCUACUUCCGAAGAAGAUUCCACUGACUUUUAUAUUUCCCAUAUCACAAACCCUGAUCUCAAGACUGGCACCUAUUACGAAAAGACAAAAGUGGCUACUCCUUCUGUAGACGCUUUAAACAAGACCAAACAAGAAGAGUUUUAUCAACUUGCUGAAAAGACAAUGCAAAGCAUGUAAUAAAGA